AUGUUCGGCAUGUACUUCGAGGACUACGAACAGGCCCAACAAGAGGCUUUGAAGUCCAUUGGCGAGUACACACACGCUGCCGAGUCAGCCAAGCGCAAGCAGUUGGCCGUGCUUGCGAAACACAGUAUCGACGAAGUUGAACGAUACAUCCGCAUCUUGGAAAAUGAGGCAAAGAAUGGGUCGUCCAUCACGAAGAAAAGAAGGAUGAUGGAGCAGGUGCGUCAGUGCCGAACCAAAUGGUCCGCUUUAAAGACGUCGUUCGAGAAGGAGUUGCUAGCGGAAACUACUCGAGCGAGGGAAUUGUCCCAGUCAUCGAUGGAUGGAACUUCCACGACUGAGCAACUCGAGAGUUGUGCUGCGCACAUUGACAGAACUGGGCGUCAUUUGGAUGAAGCGCAACGCACUCUUGUCCACACGGAAGCCAUCGCGGAGAACGUUGCCAACAACUUGCUACAGCAACACGAUCAAUUGGAACGGACCGAAGUGAAUAUCACGCAAACGCAGGAUGACACGAAGGAGGCAAAGAGCCACCUCCGUUCGAUGGCGUUCAGGGCGUGCACCAGUCGAGUUUUGCUGCUUCUGGUGAUGCUGGGACUCGUGGUCGCCAUCAUUUUGGUCUCGUACUACCGAUGGUACCCAAGCAACCAGAAAGACUACUUGGGAAUCUUACCCAACUCGACUGACUCCGGAUCCGGUAGCGGUAUAGUUGCCCAGUGA
Peronospora matthiolae is the source of this 717-nucleotide messenger RNA. The record is from the annotation of a GenBank genome assembly. Lineage: Eukaryota; Oomycota; Peronosporomycetes; Peronosporales; Peronosporaceae.